Molecule: messenger RNA, 2345 nt
Organism: Microtus oregoni (creeping vole)
Lineage: Eukaryota; Metazoa; Chordata; Mammalia; Rodentia; Cricetidae
Gene: Uros
Product: uroporphyrinogen III synthase
Exons: 11
Coding region: 716-1513 (265 amino acids)
Biological process (GO): uroporphyrinogen III biosynthetic process
Molecular function (GO): uroporphyrinogen-III synthase activity
Source: RefSeq, a predicted model, not a curated record
GGACGUCGGUGCGACAUAGAGAGCGGCGCGGAGGAGUCCCACAGGACUAAUCUGCCCGUUUGUCCUCCCCACUGGGGUCGUGCUCAGACCUCCUCUUCUUCCCUCCAUCCUCCCGCCCUCCUCAUUCGCUCCGGGUCUCCCCCUUGUGCGCAGUGGUUUGGCCCAUCCUUCUGCGUCCCUUCCGCCGGCGCCUGGAGGCCAGUGCGCGUGCACAGCCAGAUGUGGGCGGGUGCCCCACGCGCCUGAGGUACGAGCGCGGGGAUAGCUGGCUGCGGGGUGAGGGGCGGCUCCCGGUUGUCUGUGCUUAGCAGCCUCGGCUGGGACCGCGAGGUUCUUGCCCCGCGGCGUGCAGCUCGGUCCUGCCUCUUAGCCCGUGAGGUGGGUGUCGGGCCCAGGACCCGACUAGGACUCAGGCCCGUGGACGUGCACGCAGGCCCUAGCGAUCCGUGACACCGCGGGGCAGGGACCCGGUGCAGCUGCCAACUAGGGGCUGACCGGCACCGGUGGAAGUCCGCUCCAUAAGGCCCGCUGAUCCUGGCAGGGGCCGAUCCCGCGCCAUCGCCAUAAAAAAGUCCUAAGAAGACAAGAGGUCUUUUGCUGCCACGGGCCAACGGUGUCUUUAAAAGACUUGUUUGGCAGUAUCAACUGCUAACACACUCUCCUGUGGCCUUAUCAGCGACACACCCAGUGUCUCUCAUAAGGACUGCCAAGGACAAUGAAGGUUCUCUUAUUGAAAGAUGCCAAGGAUGAUGAGAGUGGCCAGGAUCCGUAUAUCCAGGAACUGGGAUUGUAUGGACUGGAAGCUACGCUAAUUCCCGUUCUGUCAUUUGAGUUUUUAUCUCUUCCCAGUUUGUCAGAAAAGCUGUCUCAUCCUGAAGGCUUUGGAGGACUCAUUUUCACCAGUCCCAGGGCAGUGGAAGCAGUGAAGCUGUGUCUGGAGAAGGACAAUAAAACUGAAGACUGGGAAAAGUCUCUGAAAAGCAGAUGGAAUGCCAAGUCUGUGUAUGUGGUUGGAAGUGCCACUGCUUCUCUAGUGAACAAAAUCGGCCUGGAUGCGGAAGGAGCACACAGUGGCAAUGCAGAGAAGCUUGCUGAAUAUAUUUGCUCCAGACCAUCUUCAGCACUGCCUCUUCUCUUUCCCUGUGGAACUAUCAAAGGAGAUACUCUUCCGAAAAUGCUCAAGGACAAAGGGAUCCCCAUGGAAAGCAUGCAUGUCUAUCAGACAAUUCCACACCCUGGGAUCCAGGGGAACCUGGAGAGCUACUAUGAAAAUCAGGGUGUCCCAGCCAGCAUCACAUUUUUCAGCCCCUCCGGCCUUAAGUACAGCCUGGAGUAUAUUCAGGCGUUAUCUGGUGGCAGAUUUGAUCAGAUUAAGUUUGUAGCCAUUGGCCCCAGUACAACUCGUGCUAUGGCUGCCCAGGGCCUGCCUGUGAGCUGCACAGCGGAGAGUCCCACCCCACAAGCCCUGGCUGCAGGCAUCAGGAAAGUGCUGCGGCCGGACAGUUGCUGCUGAGGCCAUGCGGGGCCAGCUCCUUCCUCGUGCACAGUACAGCUUGUGCUGCCUCUAGGAUAGAGCCCCGAAUCAGGGCUCUGGAGAAGCUGCUGGCAGCAUAUCACUGUCUUCGUGAGUCCAGCUUGGAACCCAGGCCAGGUGUAACUGGCCAUUGGACCCUGGGGGAACUUCCUGAACCUAGAAAAAAGGAAAUGAAAUCAUCCACGUGGUUACUUGUGCGUGCAGCCCACUUUCCUUUUAAUUCUCUUUUUUAUGUAUAUGGGAGGGUCUUGUCUGUAUGUUUCUGUGCCAUGUGCAUGCCUGGUGCCUGCAGAAGCAAGGAGAGGGUGUCAGAUCCCCGAGAACUGGAGUUAGAGACAGCUGUGCAUCCCCAUGGGGGUACUGGGAAUUGAACCCAGAUCCUCUAGAGAACAAGUGCUUUCAAUCACUGAUCCAUCACUCCAGCCCAAUAUUAUCAUGUGUGGUUCUUGGUGCAAAGUUGUGUUCGGGGGCAACAUACAUGGUCUUUCUCUGAUGCUGACCUGGUUAAGAAUGAUAAAUUGCUAUUUGUGAAAUGUUUAUUUAUUAUACAAAACCAAAACAAACCACUGAGCCAAGCAUGGUAGCACAUUCAUCAUCCCAGCAUUCAAGGGAAUGGAGAUGGAGACAACACAGCCAUGCACUUAAGGCCAGCCAGGCCUAUAUAGUGAGAUGCCAUCUCAAAAAUCCAAAUAAAAAUAAACAAGACCUAGAGUUCUGACUUUCGCUGUGGAUAAUUAUGCUUCAAAUAUGAAGAUUUUAUCUCCUGAAAUAUAAGAGAUGUCAUCUCAAAAAUCCAAAUAAAAAUAAACAA